CAAGAAACGUUUCAAGGCCGUGCCCGCCUGUAGUCCCAGCCAGCGUGAUAAGGUAUUGUACUAAUAUUAGAUCUGCCACUUCCGCAGUGCAACAUAGUCACGUUAUCAGUUGAUUGUUCGACAUGGCGACAAACGGAUUGAUUGUCCUUCUCUGCUUGCUGUCUUACGCGGCGGCCCAGCGGUGGCGCAGUGACGGUCGCUGCGGGCCGAAUUACCCCGCCCCGAGCGCCAACCCCGGAGAAUGUAACCCUAACUCUGCGGACCCCUGCUGCUCCGCGUGGGGCUGGUGUGGGCAUGAGAGCGGUCACUGUGACUGCUCUACCUGUGCGGAUUACUCAGGUACGGCGGGUGGUUCCGUCCCGUCCGGAAGCCUGUCUGGCAGCUGCCCCCGGAUCGUGAGCCGGGCGGAGUGGGGUGCGCGGUACAGCAGCUGGGUCCAGUACAUCAGCCGGCCCGUCCCCAAGGUCGUGAUCCACCACUCCACAGGUGGUACGUGCAGCGAUCAGGCCGCCUGCUCCGCCAAGGUCCGCGGCUUCCAGAACUAUCACAUGGACUCCAACGGUUGGGGAGAUAUCGGCUACAACUUCCUGGUCGGUAACGAUGGCAACGUGUACGAAGGGCGUGGCUGGGACCAGGUGGGCGCGCAUGCGUAUGGGCAGAAUUCCGUGUCCAUCGGGAUUUGCUUCAUCGGAGAAUUCACCAAUCAGAAGCCAAACUCCGCCGCCAUCACCGCGGCUAAGAGCCUCAUCUCCUGUGGGAUCUCUCUUGGUAAGAUCAGCUCGUCCUACUCCCUGUACGGACAUCGUGACGUGGGCUCCACAGCCUGCCCUGGGAACCAGCUUUAUGCCGACAUCAAGACCUGGGGACGAUACGUUGGUUGAAUACCAGAAUUGAAGAAACGAGUGACGAGAAGCAAUGUGACAAUUUUCAGAUAGCUUGGAAACGAAUAAUUUUAACUGUUGAAUAAAUUUAUGAUACCAUGGAUGAUAUACACUUGUGGGAAAUGAUUUUCUGAUGUAAGCCGUCGUCUGCACACGAUGACGUAUUAAACAGCCGCCGAGCUGAUUGGUUGAACUUUGGAGAGCAUGUGUACGUAACGUUACAUGUUUACGGGGGCGAUAUUUAGACAAAUAAUAAUGGAACAAUUUUGAAAUCGUCCGCUUUUCUUAUGCCAUUUUGUUUCCCAAUCACAGCAUUCGCUUUGGUCACUCAGACUAUCAGCUCCUUGAAAUUUGAAACCCAUCCUUACGUCACGCCGUAGUAAUUUUCCGUCUUUGGUUCUCCUAGCAGAUUUUUCUGGAAGUACAGAGACUUUUCUUCUGGAAGUUCGAGUCGUUAGAAGCCAGUACUUGGUAUUAACGGGCUAACUUGUCAACGUUUAGUGGGCCAGGUGUUUGUCCUCCAUACCACAGUAACGCUAGCUGACAGCCACGCUAACAGCUGACUGGGGAAAACACUUAUACAGGCAAUACAUCAAUACAGCCAUCACCUACCUGAAACAUGUACAGGUAUUUCGGCAAUGUGAUUUUUUAUUGUAAUUCACAUAUCAUAUAAAUUAGGUGACUUCCAUAGUUGUUAAACAUAUUGCAUAGAUGUAAGAUUACUUGGCAAAGGUAUGAGUUCAUGGAACUCUACUUUGUUCUGUGCGUGAGAGAAUGAACUACGGUGCAUACAUGAAUGGUACAGCGGUGUUUCGGACGCUGGGUGCUCCCACGGUCUGUGAAAGUGAAACUUACUUCAUGUUUGUGGGGCUUUAUGGACGUCACUGACUGCAACCUUUAAUACAGAAGAAAAACGGGAGGCCUUUGGAUAUAGAACCUUAUAUGCACUAGAUAGAGCAAUUGCAAUCAAUAUAUUGGAACGAUUUUGUUUGUAAAAUAACCCAAGGUCAGCCCUAUGCAAAUGUCUCUGUGAACUUGUCAACCGUUGACUGGUCACGUGAUCGAAAGCCUUUUGUUCAUUACGUGUGUGUGUGUGUGUGUGCGUCGUGUUCAAACGAUUCUUUUGUGUUGUAUCCGUAAGCGUAAACAACAGCGGAAGACUUCCUCAUUUCUACAACAAGUCCUGAGUCGCUAUUAAAAUAUUGCGCCGUUACGUCGAUGUGGAGGCAAUUUUGAAAGCCCAUAAGUAAGGACACACUUCACAGCAGUCUUCACCCGGAAGAUUAACCGUUUGGCUUGUGUCGGCGGCUGUAACAUUGGUCAGGUCGUCGCCAUCUUGUUACUGCUCUGCAGUGCGAAAGUGACAGGGGGCCAGAUCCACGUCACAGUCGGACUGGAACAACUCAGUGUCCGUCCCGGCGGUUCGGUCAUCCUCCCCUGUAACUACUCCGUCCCAUCCGACGAUGUCCGGCCACUGGUCAGCUGGUGGAAGGACAGAGGACCCGUACUGACCAGACGGAUCGUGUACGAGCACCAGGAGGGACGGUUCAGUAAGGGGAAUGAUGAGUGGGUGGGGAGGACGGCCCUCCUCAGACAGGCGUCCCUACAGAUGUCCAACCUGACGACUAACGACACAGGGAAGUACGAGUGUGAGAUCAGGGUUCCUCUCAAGUACGGGGCAGCACGGGGAUUCAUCAACCUGGACGUUAGAG
Molecule: messenger RNA, 2593 nt
Organism: Branchiostoma floridae (Florida lancelet)
Lineage: Eukaryota; Metazoa; Chordata; Leptocardii; Amphioxiformes; Branchiostomatidae
Product: peptidoglycan-recognition protein SC2-like
Exons: 8
Coding region: 123-881 (252 amino acids)
Biological process (GO): peptidoglycan catabolic process
Molecular function (GO): chitin binding; zinc ion binding; N-acetylmuramoyl-L-alanine amidase activity
Source: RefSeq, a predicted model, not a curated record